Scomber scombrus (Atlantic mackerel) is the source of this 3346-nucleotide messenger RNA. It is a transcript of the gene zfand4, whose product is annotated as zinc finger, AN1-type domain 4. NCBI's taxonomy places the organism in Eukaryota, Metazoa, Chordata, Actinopteri, Scombriformes, Scombridae. The record is from RefSeq and is a predicted model, not a curated record. Gene Ontology annotation, molecular function: protein binding; zinc ion binding. The transcript has 10 exons. Bases 426 to 2636 code for a protein of 736 amino acids.
GGUAUGAUGUCGCCGACCAGAGGACCACGGCGACCGAAAAAGGUCGAGAGCCUGUCCUGUGUAUAGUUUUCAUGGAUUAACGUGAUGAAAUGCGGCUUGGUUAGCGCUACCGUCGACAGCUACACCGGACCGGACAGGACUGGAGCCCAUGGAUGGAUGUAGCCUAGCAGCCUACUAGCCAAAUAGUAAGAACGGUAGCCAUUGUUUGAGUUGUUGGCUAACAUGGCAACGAAAGCUUAGGUUAGCAGCAUCGGCUUGACGGGCUUCACUGCCGUGUAUUGAAGAAGAUAUCGCUGCGGUCAUGCUGCAUGAUGUGUGACGGUUGUGAGGCCAGUGAGCCAUACCUGUCUCCCUCUCCCUCGUCUUGGGCCAACCCCUCAAUUUGGCUUUUUCCCUAAAAAGUCCUUCUCUCCAACCCUGCCAAGAUGACCGACAAGAAGGAGCCCCCCUUCUUCAACGAUGACAGCAUGGGAACUUUUCGCUAUAAGCUUCCUCUCUAUGACACUAUGGAGCUCUUCAUAGAGACCCUGACUGGGACCUGCUUCGAGCUGCGCGUGUUGCCCUUUGAGGCUGUCAUCUCAGUCAAGGCAAAGAUCCAGAGGCUGGAAGGUAUCCCUGUUGCCCAGCAACACCUUAUCUGGAACAAUCUGGAGCUGGAUGAUGAACAUUGUCUACACGACUAUGGCAUUGCAGAGGGCUGCACUUUGAAGCUGGUCUUAGCUAUGAGGGGAGGCCCAAUUAACACCAGGAGAGUAACCAUGGAGGAUCCUAUCAAAGAGGUGGCUGACCUGAUGGAGGGCACUAAGGAGGAGGGUUGGGAGAAAAGCCUGGCCAACAAGCAAGUCACAUUUGUGGUGUACCGUGAGGGUGACCAGCUUAACUUCUUCCGUGUGGUCGACAGAGGAGAUGGCACCUUGACGCUUCAGUCUGAAUCUCUGAGCGGUGGCUCGGUGUACAAUGUGUACGCAGAGGAGGAGGAGGAUGGAGAGAGUUCUGCAGCUGCACAGCAGAGCCUUGAGAACUCCAUAACCAUGAACAAAAUGAAGCUGCUCAAAGCCAAGAUGGAGGACAUGAACCUCAACAAGAAGCCGAAGAAGUCGACUAAAGUAAAACCACGGCCCCCCGUCAGCCUUCAUCCCUGCAGUGGCUCCCUAGGACCUUCCAGCACUCGACACCAUCAUCGCCUCUUUCGCUCGCUCCCCCAGAUUAACCAGCCUCGGGCAAAUGCACAACUACCUCCAAUUGCAGACCAAGAACCCACAGACUCCCCGCUGCCCUCUGCUGCUGCUGCAACCUCUGCCCACUUCUCGAUCCUCAGACGCCCCCCUCCCUCUUUCUCCUCGCCUUCUUGUUAUAUGCUUCAGGAGGAGGAGCCAUGGGAGACAUGCCCACCAUUUGCAAAAAUCCGACCCCCUCCCAAAGUAUCCCGGCUGGACAUUGGCAGCACCAGGUUGAUGAGGGACUGUGUGUACCCUCAGCUCCCUCCACUGUGCACCAGAGGGCCACCUGAAGCCACAUUUGACCCAGCUGAGACUAUUGGGGAGGCAGUCGGGCUGAGUUUGUUAGAGGAAGCUGCUGGACUGGUGGCACAAACACAACCUGGAGCUCCAUUUGGGGAACUGCCAGACCUUCUGACUCUGGAUGUGUCCAACCAGCCAGACGGAGGGCGUCGGUCCUUCAAGGUUGCGGCUCAGCACCAGCUGCCGCUCUCCCAAUCCCCACCCAGUACCUUGACACUUGGGACAAGUGAUACCGUCACCAGCAUAGCAGAUGGGACACAGCUUGGCACAUCGUUUCAUAUCAGCGCCCCCUCUCCAUUACCCACCUCCACCUCCCCGUCCUCUUCUACCAGACCGCUGCCUCAGCCUUUUGACUCCCCUGUCUCCUGUUUACAGCCCAACCUUCAAGCACAUUCCUCAGCGCAAGUUCGGCCAGGCAGCACAUCCCCUCACCCCUCCACGAUGUCAUCAGCUCAUGCGCCGCGCCUUCGUGUUGUCAAAGUGGAAUCCCCUGGCAAGAGGCCCGAGCUUAUCUCCAAGAGGGAAGCAAGAAGCAUCACUAAGAUGCCCAACCAAGCUUGUAAGGAGUCACUGGGGUCACUGAACAGCUCUGAGCUCUUGGCCUCUCUCUCCACAAGGGCUCCAGAUGGCAGCAGCAAGGACUGCCUUGGAGAGAGUAUGGGACUUGCUCUGUCUUUGCCUCCUGCCACUGCCUCAGGACGGGGCGGCCUUGGCUCCAGGCUGCCACCCAUCUCAACUAAUAGACUCCUUCAGGAUGAUCUCAUCAGACAAAUGUCACCGUUGCACCGAACAGCAGCCUCUUACAUGGCCACCAACAGUCUUGUGUCAGGUGGGGGAGUCAUGACUUCCUUUGGCAGAAUAGGCACUCCAGUGUACCACUUACCUCCAGUCAAGCCUCCCGCAGGCAUCAAGAAGAAGAGCUCUAAGCACUGCUUCCUUUGUGGCAAGAAGACUGGCCUGGCCACCAGUUACGAGUGCAGGUGCGGUCACAACUUCUGUGCCACCCACCGCUAUGCAGAGACGCAUGACUGCACUUACGACUACAAGAGUGCUGGAAGACGAUUUCUGCAAGAGACCAACCCUCUUAUCAGCGCUCCCAAGCUGCCUAAGAUUUAAACCCUACAACCCUCGCCUCACAUACGGGACGAAUUAAAAACCUGGAGGUUAAACUGACUGAAAGGGAAAAGAGUCUGCAGUCAUUUCUUGCAGGAAGAAGGAACUUAUUCACCACUGUGUGCUUUUUUUUUUUUUUAAUCAGCCAAGUUUGCUUAAAAUUGAAAUAAAAUAUUCUGUGAAGCCAAGUGUAAACAAACAAGAGUGGAUUGAAAUGGCACAGAAGUAAUUAUCACCUCUUGACAAAUGUGAAGAUGUUAGUCCUGUUUCUGUUACCUUGUUCUUUUUCCAUCGCGUAUACACAAAACAAAAAAAACAAAAAACUGUGCAUGUAUGUAGGUAGUUUUUGCAAAAUAUAUCUGCUGCAAGUUCAGACUUUUCUUUUAAUCUUUUUUUUUUAAUAGGACCGCUGAUGACUUUUCAUUCGACAAGUCUUUGACAGAUGCACUUUAGAACUAUCAUAUUUAUACAUUUAACUUUUCCUUAUUGUGUGGGGAAGGAUCUUUACUUUUUUUUGUUUGUCUUAUGAAGUGUUUAUGAUGUUGUCGAGAUUUUUAUAUAUUCCACAUCUCUAAAAGUCUUUUUUUACACAGGCACAUAUAAUCUGACAUCACUAAUUAAAUCAUUCUUAAAAGAGAACAGUACACCCACUUAUUGAUGAAAUACUUAAUAUUUAUUAAUGAAAUAGUACUUAUUUAAAUUCAAGGUUGGUU